AUGUUUGUUUUAGGUGAUAACAACACCAAGGAAAGAAUCUUAAACCAUCCACUGUCAGAAGAAGGAACAUUCCUGUUUCUAGCAACAAAGCUUAAUCAAGGUGACGUUGUGCGAACAUUGCUGUCUUGUGGUGCGGAUCCUGGAGUUCAGAACGACCGAAUGAUGAACGCUGUUGAUGCAGCCACCACUCCACAGAUGCGCCAGAUUUAUGUCGAAGAGUUAUUGCGAGCAACAGCAAAUUCAGAGGUUGGAAGAGUAUGCCAACUAAUUGCAGCUGGCAUAAGUAUUAAUGCCUGGGAUAGUGAAGAAAGCAAGAAUACACCCCUCCAUUGGGCAGCAUGUUAUGGCAAUCAAGAUAUCGUUGUGUGCUUACUUGAUCGCGGUGCAGAUGUGAAUGCCAUGAAUGCCUGUGGUGCUACCCCCCUACACGAUGCUGUGUUCCGUGGUGAUGUUGAUGUUGCUCGGGCCCUUUUGCAGAGUGGAGCAAACCCUCUUAUUCAAGCCCUUAAAGGGAAAUUUGGUGGAAAGACAGCCUUAGAUUUGGCGUCCCACAAUCCAAAGGUUUGGACAUUAGUGGAAAGCUUUACCAAUUACUCAAAUCACAACCACAACCACCAUGGUAGCAGUGGGGAUCGAGUAAGUCAUCAUAGUGACUCGUUGUCCACUGGUGGGGUGCCAGAUGCCGCAGAGCAUCGGCGUCGAGGACGGAGUACCUCGGUGGAGUCGUUUGCUAGUGGAGAUGCUCCAGAACCAGGCGUGACCUUUCAAGAGAGGAUCUCUGCCCACUCAGCUGUAGUCUUCUCUUCGCAAGCCUCAUCGCUGGACCUUAGUCCGAGAAUCGAUCAGGCAAUUGAAAGUUUGGUACGAGCUCACAUUCGUGCUCCGGUUCGCCCACUUGUGACCAGACCCGGGUUGCACUUGCUGUGGCCACAGCCUCUUCGCAUUGAAGAACUUGGUGGAGCUCCCUUCCUCCCUCGCAAACAACUGGAGAUUGCAGUUGUACCUAGUGACACCUCAAUCCACAGAGUGCUGGAUGUGUGGGAGGUGUCCCGGCCUGCAUUGCUGUCGUUGGGUUACGAUGUGAAGGUUAGCGAAGGUCCACCAGGUGGAACAGCCUCAGGUCGACCCGAACCCUGGCCAGCCCAUCAAGUAGAGUGCUGGGUAUCUGAGGGUCUGGCACCUAUGAGGGAUUCAUAUCAAAUGCACAUCAACUCGGAACGAGUGCAGAUCAGAGCAGACAGCCUGGCUGGAUUGCAUUAUGCAGUGUGCACUCUCACCCAGUUGCUCCGACUGAGCCCUGAACUUGUGCCUGUCCUUAUUGAGGACCAGCCUGCCCUUAGUCACCGCGGAAUCCUUCUGGACGUGUCACCCAGAGGACGUGAUUAUUUGUUCCACAUGAUUAAUCUCUGGUCCUCAAUGAAAAUGAAUUAUUUACACCUCUACACUCGGUUAUUGCCUGGACCUGACUAUCAGUUGUGUUUCUCUGGCCGGCAGAUGAUUACUUUGGAUCGGUACUGUCAAGAUCGCUUCAUGUCCCUGCUCCCAGUGUUGGAUGUUGAUGCAUCGGUUACUUUGGAUGACUUGGAUGAUAUGUGGCCUGCCUUUAGAGAAGUGGUGUCAACAUUUCCAAAUGCAAGCUGCGUGCACCUGGGCCCCGCGCUGGCCGGGCUGCUGCUGUCGCGGCCGGGCGACGACGCCGAGGAGGAGGAGGAGGAGGACGCCGCGGCGGCGAGCGCGCUGCCCCCGGCGGUGCCGCUGGCGGAGCUGUGGCAGCUGCUGGGGGCGGCGCCGGCCGCCACGCUGUUCGUGUGCAGCAACGGCCUCGGCCGCCGGCCCCCGCCGCCCGCGCUCCCGCCCAAGAUGGUGCUGGUGCAGUACGGCUUCCAGGCAGAUUACGACUUUCUGGAAUGGGCACAACAGUUUAGGAGACAUGGUGCUCUGACUUGUUUAUGUCCUGGAACAGCUAGUUGGAACAGUUUGGCAGGAUGUCCAGAAGCAGCUGUAUGUAAUGUGUACCUGGCUAUUCAAGCUGCUGUUGAGUUGAGAUCUUUGGGCAUAGUAGUUGCUCACUGGUCUGGUUCGUAUCACCUUACUCCGCAUCCAUUUAGUUGGCCUGGCUUCGUUGUAGCUGCUGGGCUUGCAUGGAAUCCAUCCACACAUUGGGACUACUUGCACAACACUCUGGCUGAUCUACUGAAUACGCACGUGUUCAUGGACCCCGGAGGAGUGACAGGGCGGGCAAUCAUGGACCUGGGGCAUGCAGAGACCUUCACAGUGCGCGCUGCGCGAGCCCAGGAACCUGGUGAUGUGCAGGACCUCCCGCCCCAGGAGGGCUCGACAUUGUACCAGUUGCUCUGUGAUCCCGAUGGAGUGGCCUUGGACCAUCUCACCAGCGAUGUUUUUGCAAGAGUAGCUAAACACAUCAAGAAGGUGCAGCACAGCUUAUUGCGAGCUGAUGUGACUGCACCUGGAAGUGAAAUGGUCCUGCAAGAGUUGCAACUAGCAGCUGAUCUCAUGUUGACAUCUGUCAGGAUUGGUCGCACUCUCAUUGCUGUGGGCACAAAUCCUAAUAGCAACAUGGGACUUGCCGUGAUCAAUUUAGGAGUUUGUAAUCUUCCACCAACUUUCCGUACUGAUAUUGCUAACAAUUACUGGCUCUCAUUGAAGCAGUAUAAAGGAACAUGCUUCCACGAAUCUCCCUUCAGGACUACAAGAUUCUUUGCUUGUCUUAACAGCUGCACUCCAUUCGCUUUGUUCCCAGAUGAAUUUCAGAACAUUAGGUCACCAGGAGAGCCACCAUUUGAUGUGGGCACCUCUACCUUCUGGACCACUGGCAGUGAAUAGAAGAGGUUAGUAUUUAAACUGUUUUCAUUUGUUUGUUUCAUGUUUGGUUAAAUUACAUUGCCCUGGACUUUAUCUCUUCAGUUAAUAUUUCACUUAUUAGUGACUGACAAAUAUAUUCAUAAUGGUUUUAUCUUUUGAUGUCAUUAUGUGAAUAUCAAUUGGUUCAGUGUUUAGUUGAGACGAUAAGAACAUAGUUUGUAAUUAUGACUUCUUGUAGAAUUGUAAAUAAUUUAUUUGCUUAUUUUUAUGGUAUGAUCAGAUUUGUAUCUGAAGUAUAUUUAUAAGUCAUUAAAAAAAUUGUGCCUGUAAUAGUGGCAAGGCAUUGGAUUUUUUAAUUCUUUUUCAUAUCUUUCUUCUUCUUAUAAUCCUCUUUUUCUUUUUUCUAGUAUUUAUUUCUUUUUAAAUAUUUAUAAUGUGCUUGUAUUUUACAUUUUUCCAAUUACAUAAUUACUUAAGUGUAAUUUUUAUGGAGAUGUAGUGGCUGUCAAAUAGGAAUUUGUGAAAAAUAAUAAACUGAAUGAAUGUUAAAUGCAGAAAUUUGUGUGUUUAAAGACAUUUGAUAACAAAGUGUGUUGUAAGUCUUUUGUUAAAGGUUAAAGGAAAGAGUAUCGCAUGUCUUGAAAUACAGUUAAUGAUCUUUCCAGGCAUAGCACUAGUGUUCAGUCUUGUGAAUUCAUUUUAGGAAUAGAUACUGUCAGGAUUUUCAAUUAGGGCAGGUAAUGUGUAAAGGUUUAAUAGUUAUAUGAUACUUUCUGCUUUUAGAAAACACUGGAUUGAAGCUCCUUGGAUAAUAUUUUACAUUAAAUUUUUUUUGUUUUGAAAAACUACAUUAAGUGAAAUCUGGUGUGUAAGAAUAUUUCCUAUUUGUCAUUUUGAAGUUUUGAUGUUUAACAUAUAAAAUAAAUUUCCUUAUUUGACAUGCCUUUUGAGAUGUGAAUUUUCAUUAAGUACUUUUUUUGUUUUACUUGUGAGAUCAGAACAAAGAAUUUCAUUUUAAUUGUUAAGCAGGGACACCUGUGUGUUAAAUUUUUAUGAACAACAAUCAUCUUCCCAACUUGUGGGAAUUCUUUGAUCUUUGCGCCUCAACUACAGUAUAGCCAAAAGAGAUGGGAAGGACAGAACACAUUAGGUGAUAUAGAGAGAAUAGGAAUGUAGUGGCAAGAAUUACCUCAAUAUUUACAACUAUAGUUUUCAUUAUAAUAUAAUCAUCAUCAUUGAGUUUGUUUCUUUUGCUUAAAGUCAGUCUUCCUCACCUUUUUCUUCUUCUUCAUCUUCUUCUUCUUCGUUAAGAUCUGCUUCCAAAAUUGAUCC
This is a messenger RNA of Gryllus bimaculatus (two-spotted cricket), 4155 nucleotides long. NCBI's taxonomy places the organism in Eukaryota, Metazoa, Arthropoda, Insecta, Orthoptera, Gryllidae. The record is from the annotation of a GenBank genome assembly.